AUGAUAGGUCCUACGCGUCCGCUCUCUGUCACCCGCGUCGUCGCCAUCGCUGUCGCAGCUCGUCGCGUUCGCGACCCCAGCCCGUCGCCUUCGAUCCGCCCGUCGCCUUCACUUCCCCCCCCCCGUCGCCUUUACUCCCCCCCCUCCCCCCUGCUUCCGUUGCCUUCAUUUCCCCCUCCCGUCGCCUUCGCUUCCCCCUCUCGUCGCCUUCACUUUCCCCCCUCCCGUUGCCUUCACUUCCCCUUCCCGUCGCCUUCUCUUCCCCCUCCCGUCGCCUUCAUUUUCCCCUUCCGUCGCCUUCACUUCUCACCCCCGAUGCUUUCAAUACCCCCUCCGGUCGCCUUCCCCACAUGCCGCACUCACUUUCCCGCCCGUCACACUCGCUUCCCCACCCGUCGCCUUCACUUCCCCUCCCAUUGCCUUUCGCUCUCUCCUACUCACUCUCUUUCGCCAUGCUCACUCUCUUUCCCACUGCUCACUCUCUUCCCCCCUGCCCACUCUUUUCUCCACCCUUCACUCUCUCCUCUCCUGUUCAACCCCCUGUUCUCACCCCUCUUACCCCCUUCACUCAACCGUUCCCCCCUGCUCAACCUCUUUCCCUCUGCUCACUCUCUUCCCCCCUGCUCUCUCUCUUUCCCCCUGCUCACACUCAUCGGAAAAAUGUAA
This is a messenger RNA of Closterium sp. NIES-65, 666 nucleotides long. NCBI's taxonomy places the organism in Eukaryota, Viridiplantae, Streptophyta, Zygnematophyceae, Desmidiales, Closteriaceae. The record is from the annotation of a GenBank genome assembly.